AUGGAGCGGACCGAGCUGUUGCUGGCAGAGAUGACCGAAGGGAGCAGCAGCACGGUACAGGCGGCGUCGGCGGCCUACACCGCCAAACUGAUCGGGCGUGCAGAAAGCGAAGUGCCGAUGGUGUCGAUGGAUGGUGAGGCCCACCCGAACAUGACGCUGGCCGCCGUCGGGCUCGGUGCACUGGUCGCACUCAUCAUACUGCUCACGCUGAUCGCCUUCAUAACGCGCCGCGAGCGAAGUGCGCAAAGCAAGGACCCUGGCGGGCAAGGACCCGGAACGCCCGCACCGGUCCCGACCGGCGGAACCCGACCCAAGCGACCCGACACGACACCGAGCCUGGCUGCUGCAAGGUGUCCCCCGGUGGGACCUGGUCCCGCGCCACGCUGCGUGACGUUUGCGAACGAUUUCGAGCUGGCAGACGUAGUGGUAACGCGAAUGUGAAUGCAAGGAACGGGAAGCCUUCUCGACGAACGCACUGUUGUUGCUUUUGUUGCUGUUGUUUUUAUUGUGUAUAGAGACUGCUUUGUAACACGCUACAGAGCUGCUAGGUGGUAAGGGAAUGCGUGCGGGGGAAAGCAACGGAUGCAACCUACUAGGGCGUAGCUUUAAGUGUGUGUUGCGUGCGGAGAUGUAACGAGUGCACUUGGGUGUUUAGAAUUAGUGGACUGGGCCGCGCUGAAGUGGUUCGGCAUUGGUAGAUUCGGUGGCUUUCUGGCGCUUCCUUCGUGUGUGUGUGUGUGUGUGUGUGUGUGUGUGGUAGCUUCGCAAGUUCUAAGUUACAAGAGUUCUUCAAUGAUCUUCGACUAUUGGCGGCACACUUUCUGCCCUCUUUCCGACUCCCGUUUUUUU
Messenger RNA from Anopheles coluzzii, 849 nucleotides. RefSeq lists its product as uncharacterized. The record is from RefSeq and is a predicted model, not a curated record. The transcript has 3 exons. NCBI's taxonomy places the organism in Eukaryota, Metazoa, Arthropoda, Insecta, Diptera, Culicidae. Bases 1 to 441 code for a protein of 146 amino acids.